Messenger RNA from Dromiciops gliroides (monito del monte), 768 nucleotides. RefSeq names its product leucine-rich repeat-containing protein 3C-like. The transcript has a single exon. NCBI's taxonomy places the organism in Eukaryota, Metazoa, Chordata, Mammalia, Microbiotheria, Microbiotheriidae. Gene Ontology annotation, molecular function: protein binding. Gene Ontology annotation, cellular component: plasma membrane. The coding region runs from base 1 to 768 and encodes 255 amino acids. The record is from RefSeq and is a predicted model, not a curated record.
AUGAUCCUGCCAAACAUUCAAAUUCCCCUCCUCCUGUUGGUGGUACUGGACAUGGGGGGCACUAUGCCCAGUGCCCGGUCACCUCCCCGGGGCUGCUAUGUGGCAGAGGAAGCUGGUGAGCGUACAUUCCGUUGCAGCCAGGCUGGCCUGGUUGCUGUGCCUCUGGGCAUCCCAAAUGACACCCGUAAACUCUACCUAGAUGCCAAUCGGCUGGCAUCCAUUCCUGCUGGUGCCUUCCAGCAUCUUCCCGCCCUGGCUGAGCUAGACCUGUCACACAAUGUCCUCGUCCGCCUCUCAGAUGCUGCCUUCCAGGGUCUGGGGAACACCCUGAGAUACCUGGAUCUCUCUGCCAACCAACUGACAUCUGUGCCCGCUGAGGCCUUUAGGGAAUUACAGAUCCAAGUGAACCUAUCUGCCAAUCCAUGGCGCUGUGACUGUGCCCUUCAGGAGGUGCUGAGAUGGGUGAGGUUGGCACCAGGUACCGGGGCAGGCAUUGUCUGUGGCCCAAGUGCCCGGCCAGAGCUGGUGGGCCGGGAGUUUCUGUCACUGAUAGAGGAGGCAGAAAUGUGUGGCACUGGAAGAGGUGGGGCCCGAAGAGCCACAGAUGCUGCCCUGCUGGUCACCAUGGGAGGCUGGCUGGCACUAGUCAUGGCCUACCUGGUUUACUAUGUGCACAGGAAUCGGGAAGAGGCCCGGUGUCCCCCCAAACUGCCUGCUCCCCUGCCAGCCCCCUCUGAGGAUUCAUCCAUGCUCAGCACUGUUAUCUGA